Molecule: messenger RNA, 580 nt
Organism: Daphnia carinata
Lineage: Eukaryota; Metazoa; Arthropoda; Branchiopoda; Diplostraca; Daphniidae
Product: alpha-(1,3)-fucosyltransferase C-like
Cellular component (GO): membrane
Molecular function (GO): alpha-(1->3)-fucosyltransferase activity
Source: RefSeq, a predicted model, not a curated record
AGUUCCUGUCAAAAUGGACUUGACGUUCAAAAACCGCACGAUCGCCUGGUUCGUUUCACAUUGCAACUCGCACAGUCGGCGUGAAGCGCUGGCCCGCAAUCUAUCGCAAUUCAUUCCGGUGGAUAUGUACGGCGCUUGCGCCAACGGCCAGCAUCGAUGCGCGAGAAUCAGUCGUCACUAUCGUUUUUAUCUGAGUUUUGAAAAUUCUUUAUGUUUAGAUUACGUCACUGAGAAACUGUACCGACCUCUGCAAUACGAUGCAGUUCCCGUGGUGUAUGGGGGAGCUGAUUAUUCCAUGUUCCUUCUGGCUGGAUCGUACGUCAACGCCAUGGAUUUCGACAGUCCCGAGCAGCUGGCCGAUCAUUUGAAGAAACUGAUGGUAGACGACGAGCUGUACCUGACUUACUUUCGCUGGAAGGGGCAAUACGUCGUCAAAAACAAACCCAAAGAUGGAAUGUGUCAGUUAUGUCAUUUGCUUGGCCAUCCUGAAGGCAAGAGUUAUGCCGAUAUGGCCGAAUGGUGGGCAGGUAAUGUCACGAAUCAAAUAUGCCAACCCCCACCAACGAACCUCGUUCGAUAA